GAAGAACACCGCAGUUAUUCGGUGUUUCAUUAAACUCGGCUUGUCUGUCUUUUCGGCGAUAGAGAGGGAUCUGUAAUUGUUGGUGGAGUGAGGUUUUUCUCAGUAACUUUAUUUGGAGCCAGGUUGCAGGCCCAGUCACAUUGUUUUCACUGCAGCAGCGGAUAACUGUCCCUGUCUGUGAGAUUUGAUGCAGAUGUCUGUCUGGCCUGUUGUUUCAACCACACCAGUAAAUUAACGGAAUGUUUGUAGCCAUUCAGACUCUCCAAAUGAAUGUGUUUGUUUUCAAAAUGAGAAUACGGGCGCUGACAGUUACCUUCAGGAUAAUAACGCGAGUUUAUCCUUAUUAAUGAGAUGUUUGUCAGAUUGAGAAAAGAAAACAAUUUUGCACUUUUUUCAUGACCAUCGAAUGUCUCAAAAGCACUUUACAUUCAAGAAAGUACUUUUAAGUGUAACCGCUUGUGUAUUGGAACGUGACUGAGGGAGGCAAAAUUGGCCGGGAGAUUUGGGAGAAUGCUCUUACGUUUCUUUGAAAAUAACCUUUCUAGAAACUAAUUAGUCUGUGCUGAUUGUUUGUUUAUUUCCUUACUGCUGACAAUGAGGCUAUCAUUGAAUAGAAAAUGAACAGGACCAUGCGUAUAAAUUAGCUACAAGAGCAGGUGAAAGAUCCGGAAUUGUGCAGCGAGUAACUCAUCUCCAGUCUCCUCAGAGCCUGUGAAACAUCUACAAGGGACAAGUCACAAAAACGAUGGGAUAUUCUGAGGUCCAUACCAAGUGAUCCAUUUGGAUUUAUUCUUUCUUGACAUUCUUGAAAUAGUCUAAUAUAACUGAGUGGCUUCCUGGCCCAUUUCAGAGGGCAGUUGCGUCAACUCCAUUGUGCCAAGUCUGCAACAAUCCAGCAGGAAUUGCUGGACAUUGUUGAAAAAGUAUUUUGGAAUCACUUCUGUGGAGAAGCAAGUGUUUUUCUUCUGGCCCCCAGUGCUAUUGUGGACCACUGUACUAUAUCUCCUGAAAAUGUUGGAAAUUCCAAUGCAAAUGAAGCAGACUAUUCAUUCAUCAGAAGAAGUAAUAUUUUACUGUUUACUCAGAGAAGCCUUCCAGACUUAUUGCUUUAUUGGCUAACACUUCUCAGUUUUGUACACACUCGGCUUGUUACUGCUCCUGUUACAGGCUGCUUGUGACAUUCUGGGCUGCAUUCCUAACCAACCCAUUCCCUGUUUUUUCACUCCACCCUAGCCUGAAAUCUGUUUUCCUGACAAUGCUGCCCAUCUCCCCAUCUUAUUUCCACUCUCUGCCCAAGCCCCAGUCUGAAAACCUCAUUCCUAAGUCUCACUGCCUCUCUGAAUCCUUGUUUCCUGCCCUCUACAGCAACAAGAAAUUGCAUCUAUGUAGCACUUUUAACAUAACAAAAUGUCCCAAGGCACUUCAUAGGAAAAUUAUCCAACUGCAUCUAACAUUGAGUCGUAAAAGGAAAUAUUAGGAUAAGUGAUCAAAAUUUUACCGAAGCAGUAGGUUUGAAGGAGCAUGUUAAAGGAGAAUUGUUAUACUUGCAGUUCAAAAAAUGCCUUAUGUGCACUUCCAUUUUAAGUGGUAGAUUCAUGUCAAUAGACUGGUAUUUUUUUGUAUUCAGUAAAUAUAUGGAAUUAGACUCUAACCAUGUUUUUUUUGUUAAUAGUUUGUUGGAUGUGGAUGCCAUUGGCAUGCCCAGCACUGUCCCCCAUCCAUAAUUACCUUCUAGAAGAUGGUGAGCUGCCUGUUUGAACUGUUGCAUCUGGUGUAUGUACGCCAGCAAUGAUGUUAGGUAGGGAGUUCUAGGAUUUUGAUCUACUGACAGUGAAGGCGCAGCAAUUAUAAUUCCAAGUUAGUGUGAUAAUACUAUGGCUUUGAGUUUUUUUUUUUGAGAGGUUUUAAGGCAGAGGUGAGGAGCAGUCUACCAGAGUAAACAGUUCGUGAGGCUUUUUUUUAAUCUUGGAACAACAGAAGCUUUCUGAAUGGGUGUGGUCAAGCUCCCACAGAAUGAGGAUUUUUAGUUCUAGCUUUCAGCAGUUGCUGUUGGGGUCUUAACUAAGUGGAAGCCAUUUUUCUCUCUCGGUUACAGCCAAAAGCUGGGGGUUCUCUUACUGCUGCGGGAGUUACAUGAGUAGCACUGGAGCAGAAUGAGUGCAGAAGCAGCAGACCGUGAGGCGGUGACCUCUAGUCGACCUUGCACUCCACCUCAGACAAUUUGGUUUGAGUUCUUAUUAGAUGAAGGACUGCUUGAAAAACAUUUGCAGAAGUCUUUUCCAGAUCCAUCGCCAAUUCAGCUGAUAAACCAAUUUUUGGAGCAGGCCUCCAAACCGUCUGUAAAUGAGCAAAACCAAGUGCAUCCACCAACUGAUAACAAAAGGAACCGCACAUUGAAACUCCUUGCACUCAAGGUAGCUGCACACUUGAAGUGGGAUUUAGAGUUGCUGGAAAAAAGUUUGACUGUGCCAGUGCUGAAUAUGCUUCUGAACGAGUUGCUCUGUGUCAGCAAGGUUCCUCCAGGUGUAAAGCACGUUGAUCUCGAUCUGUGCAGCCUGCCUCCGACAACAACUAUGGCCAUACUGGUGUACAAUAGAUGGGCGGUUAGAACAACUGUCCAGAGCAGCUUUCCAGUGAAACAGUUAAAACCUGGUCCUCCACAAUUAAACAUAAUGAAUCAGAUGCAGCAAGAAAAAGAAUUGACAGAUAACAUUUUAAAAGUCCUAAAGGAACAGGCUGGAGACUCCAUUCUGGUUUUGGAGAGAGCACUUCAGUUGACUACAGAUCUCCAUGUACACACCAUGAGAACGCUGGACCUGAUAGCAGCAGAACCUUGCCUGGCAAAUGGAGAAACCGAGAGUUCAACGGCUGGAUUAUGCAUCAGUGUGGAUGAAAUGCAUUGCCAGGUUUGUUAUGAUCUGGGUACAGUAUUCUUCAGUCAAGGAUCUUCAAACCCCACAGCCUAUGAGAAAGCAAAGGAACACUUAUUCAAAACCAGUGAACUGCUCUCAAAGAUUGGACCUGACCCUGUUCACUGUCGAAUUGACCGGAGGAGAUUAGAUGGUUACUGCCAGGCUUGUGCAGUGUUAACAACACCAUCUGAUACAAAUGAACUGCAACUGACAACAUAUGGUCGGGUUCACCACUGCAUUAAAUCCAGUAACUAUCAGGGAUUAAUUGAGAUUUUUCUUGAAGACAACAUAACUUUAAGCUUGUUGUCACACUUCAGGCAGUCUGUCCUCAGAGAGCUUUACCAAAUGGCUCAAAAUGGGGAUAGAAAUUUAGAAGAAAUUUGUUUUAAAGUCUGUGCAUGCAACACUGUUCGGAAUGUCCUGGAGCAGCAGGUGAUUGGAGUAAGAUUCCACCAACUGCUGCUGAAACCAACCAAAGAAAGAAUUGACUUCUUAUUGGAAACAUGUGCAUGUUCAUUAAAUCUGGAUAAAGCUUCAGAAGAUUCUAAACAAAGGAUGGCUGUUUUCUUAAAGAAUUUGUGCCAAAGUUUAGAUGACCCUCAGUUUGUUUUCAUGAUUUCCUCGCAUGAUAUGUGCAUGAAACUGUUAAAGGAUGAAGAACGGAAACUACUGCUUGAUCACAUAAGAAAGCGAUCACCUCGCCUUAAUCUUUCAACCAAGCCAUUGACUGUUUUCUAUGAUAUACCUGCAUCAGCCAGUGUCAAUAUUGGUCAGCUUGAACACCAGCUCAUCCUAACAGUUGACCCAGGGAGAAUUCGACAAAUUCUGAUUGAGCUUCAUGGAAUGACAUCUGAUCGGCAAUUCUGGACUGUUUCCAACAAGUGGGAAGUACCAACAGUUUAUGGUGGAGUUAUUCUUGGCAUCAAGGAUAAUCUGACCAGGGAUUUGGUUUAUAUCUUGAUGGCUAAAGGUCUGCAUUGCAUUGCAAUUAAGGAUUUCACCCAUGCUCGGCAACUCUAUUCCUCCUGCCUCGAAUUGGUUACAGAAUUUUCUCCAAAACUUCGCCAAGUUAUGUUAAAUGAAAUGCUGCUCCUGGAUAUCCGUGCUCACAAGUCUGGGACAGAUUGUGCAGGAGAGCGUCCACCAGCUGACCUUGUGAGUCGGGUUCGAGGUUACCUUGAGAUGAGGUUACCAGCAUACCCUGGUGGUAAAAUAUCAUCGCGUCAUUCAGCCAUGCUAAGAGAAGACAUUCCAUUGCGACAAAUUAUAACUGAGGAGUGUGUUGCUUUCAUGUUGAACUGGAAAGAGAAUGAGUAUCUGACACUGCAAAUUCCUGCAGCACUUGUCCAGAACAAUCCAUAUGUAAAGCUGGGACAGCUUUUGGCUUCAACUUGUAAAGAGCUGCCUGGCCCAAAAGAAAGCAGAAGAACUGCUAAAGACCUCUGGGAUGUAGUGGUUCAGAUCUUUUGCUUAUCUAACCAACACAAGCGAAUCAAUGAUGGAAGAAUCAGUUUAAUUAAACAUCGAGAAUCCACACUGGGGAUCAUGUAUAGGAGUGAACUAGUUACAUUCAUCAAGAGACUCAACGAUCCAUUGGUUCUGACAACUUUAAUCUCCCUUUUUGUAAAGUUGCACAACAUUGUUCGGGAUGACAUUGUAAAUGAUGUCACUGCAGAACAUAUGUCUAUUUGGCCAACUUCUGUCCCAAACUUGCAGUCAGUGGACGUUGAGGCUGUUGCUGUCACAAUGAAAGAGCUGGUCAGUUAUUCGUUAAACAUCAACUCCUGUAACCACUUCUGGUUAAUUACCCAAGCAGAUAUUUACUUUGCCACCAAUCAAUUUUCAGCUGCUCUGCAUUUUUACCUACAAGCUGGUGCCAUCUGUUCAGACUUUUUCAAUAAAGCUGUCCCUUCUGAUGUGUACACAGAUAUGGUGCUGAAGAGAAUGAUCAAAUGCUGUUCUAUGUUAAAUUGCCACACCCAAGUGGCAAUUUUAUGUCAGUUUCUCAGAGAGGUGGAUUAUAUGACUGCUUUCAAAGCUUUACAGGAGCAAAACAGUCAUGAUGCAAUGGAUUCCUACUAUGACUACAUCUGGGACAUCACUAUCUUGGAAUAUUUGACACACAUCCAUCACAAAAGGGGAGAAAUUGACAAAAGGCAAAUAGCAAUCAAAGCAAUUGGCCAAUCUGAGCUCAACUCAAGUAACCCUGAAGAGGUUUUACAUCUAGCUGCACAGAAGAGAAAAAAGAAGUUCCUACAAGCCAUGGCAAAACUUUACUUUUAACAUGCUGUAAUUAAACACCUGAAAGUAUCCAGUGGGUAAUAAAAGUGCUUAAAAGAUGCUAUAAUUGCUUUCAGCAUUUGAAUAAUUCUGUUAAGAUAUUUGGCUGUUUUGGGACUUUGUUCAUACAGAAUUUCUAUCUACAGUGUAGAUGUGAAAAAUGAAAAUUACAGUACAUUCAUUAAAAUUUCACAGCACCUAGUAUUUAUUUCAUAGUACUGCAUCUUAAUACAUACAGGUAAAGACAUCCAACUAGCAUUUAGCUUAUGUUUUGAAUGUUCAUAUUUUCUGAGCGCAUUGAAAUGUAUUUUUAUAGUGGUGUUGGAUAGCUAUGUAUCAGUAGCUAUGUAAUUUCCUGUACAUUUUUUACAAAGCUAUUUACAAUACAUUAAAAUCAUGUAGGUUUC
Molecule: messenger RNA, 5599 nt
Organism: Rhincodon typus (whale shark)
Lineage: Eukaryota; Metazoa; Chordata; Chondrichthyes; Orectolobiformes; Rhincodontidae
Gene: ints8
Product: integrator complex subunit 8
Exons: 29
Coding region: 2154-5195 (1013 amino acids)
Biological process (GO): snRNA 3'-end processing
Cellular component (GO): integrator complex
Source: RefSeq, a predicted model, not a curated record